Trichoderma citrinoviride is the source of this 1724-nucleotide messenger RNA. RefSeq lists its product as hypothetical. The transcript has 5 exons. Gene Ontology annotation, molecular function: chloride channel activity. The record is from RefSeq and is a predicted model, not a curated record. Bases 67 to 1488 code for a protein of 473 amino acids. NCBI's taxonomy places the organism in Eukaryota, Fungi, Ascomycota, Sordariomycetes, Hypocreales, Hypocreaceae.
GCCUUUUCAACUUCUUUCACUCUUUAAAUACCCCAUCGCAACGCCAUAUUCAGAUCGACCGAAGCCAUGUCGGACGGCGAUGCUUACGUCCCCACGGAGGUGACGGCCGUGGAUCACAACCCCAACCAGCCCAACGAGAAACAUCGCGGAAGCAGCUUGGAGAUUCCUCUGGAGCAGCAGCAGACGAACGUGCCCGGCUCAAGGAUGGCCGCGCCGAUCCCCAUCAGCCGGCGGCACACGCUCAACCUCGAGGACUACUUCGCCGGCCCUCGCGACAUGGACAAGCAUUCCAAGUGGCCCCUGUUCCUGCAGAUGCACGGCAGCAUCUUGCCCAAGAUGAUUGUGCCGCUGAUCUGCAUGUCCGCCUGGAGUACCUGCAUCACCCUCAUCUACAUGAAGGCCCAUAAGAACAUUGGCGUCAACUCCAUCCUGCUGACGGUCCUCGGUUUCGUCGUCUCGACCGGUCUCAGCUUCCGUGGUUCCACGGCAUACGAGCGUUAUGCUGAAGGCCGACGAUUCUUCGCCUCGCUGGUCACCUCGUCGCAGGCUCUCGGCCGAAUCUUCUGGAUCCACGCCAAAACCCUGCCGGAUGUCGACAUCCGCAGGCAGAUUCUGUACAAGAUCAGCGCCAUGAACCUGGUGGUCGCCUAUGCGAUUGCCCUCAAGCACAGCCUGCGCUUCGAGCCCUACACCGCGUACCAGGAUAUAGAGCACCUGGUCGGCCACCUGGACACGUUCGCCAAGUCUGCCACCUCCACCAUGCCCACCAACAUUGGGAAGAGGAACUUCUUCAAGUCCGUCGGCGACUACCUGGGUCUUUCGUUCGCUGCCAGCAACCCCCGGAAGCAGCUCAAGAAGGCGGAGAAGCCCCUGGGAAACCUGCCGCUUGAGAUCCUCAACCACCUUGCCGUGACGAUCGACGACCUGGUCAGCCGAGGCCAGCUCCCCGUCCCCAUGCAGCAGACGCUCGCCUACAACAACCUUGCCGCCCUCAACGAUGCCUACACCGGCUGCCAGCGCGUCCUCAACACGCCCCUGCCCAUUGCCUACGGAAUUCUGUUCCAGCAGAUCACAUGGCUCUACGUCAUCCUGCUUCCCUUCCAGAUGGUCAGCGUGCUCAACUGGAUCACCAUUCCCGCCACCACCGUCGCGUCUUACAUCAUCCUCGGUCUCCUCUUCAUUGGUCAGGAGAUUGAGAAUCCCUUUGGCCACGACGUCAACGACCUUCCCCUGGACACCUACUGCGAGCAGAUUGCUAUGGACAUGGACAUCAUCGCCUCGCACGCCAACUACAAGCCCGAGGACUUCUUCUUUAGCUCCGAGAACGUGCCUCUGUGGCCCGUCAGCGCUGCCCCCGCCGACACCUGGCUGCAGCGCAGCGAGACCAAGCUGACGGAGACGAUCCGGACCAAGCCCAGCAAGACGUUUGAGUGGAGGCGCUGGAGGAGCGACAAGCUCGCUGACGAGGAGGCUGGCAAGACUGAUUAAGAGAGUGCAUGGGAGAUGAGAUGUGUUUUGCUUAAUGGCAUACGAGAAUAGGUAUAUACGAGGUGGUGGUUUCAUGUUUUUUUUCUUCACCAACAAAAAGGACAAAAGACAAAAAAAAAAAUUUUUAUUCUUUUUCCAUCAUUUCAAGCAUUUACAUACAGGUUUUUUAAAAGGAAAGAAUUUGAUUACGGCAGCACGGCGUCUUACGCAAUAUUACCUUACGUUCAAGGCCGGCC